Rhineura floridana is the source of this 1443-nucleotide messenger RNA. It is a transcript of the gene LRRC17, whose product is annotated as leucine rich repeat containing 17. Gene Ontology annotation, molecular function: protein binding. The coding region runs from base 1 to 1326 and encodes 441 amino acids. The transcript has 3 exons. The record is from RefSeq and is a predicted model, not a curated record. NCBI's taxonomy places the organism in Eukaryota, Metazoa, Chordata, Lepidosauria, Squamata, Rhineuridae.
AUGCAAGUGGUUACAAUUAUAACACUACUUUUCUUUUGUAAAGCAGCUGACUUUAGGAAGACAAGAAAUGGAAGUUCAAGAAACAAAGCUAAUAAUGGAAAGGCAAAUGGUCUGAGAAAAGCAUCCAGCACUGUUAAGCGCUAUACUCCAGAACUCCCAUGUGAUGUAUACACCUACCUUCAUGAAAAAUACUUAGAUUGCCAAGAAAGAAAACUGACAUUUGCACUGUCUGAUUGGCCAGAAGAUUUAAAACAUAUGCUCCUAGCAAGAAACAAGAUUCGUAAGCUGAAGAACAAUAUGUUUUCCAAGUAUACAAAAUUAAAAAGUCUAGAUUUACAACAGAAUGAGAUAUCAAAAAUUGAGGAUGAAGCAUUUUUUGGUUUAAACAAACUAACUACACUUUUACUCCAGCACAACCAGCUUAAGAUCUUAUCUGAAGAGGUGUUUAUUUACAUGCCUCUUUUAAGUUACUUACGCCUGUAUGAUAAUCCUUGGCACUGCAACUGUCAGAUGGAAACUCUUAUAACAAUGCUGCAGCUUCCGAGAAACAGAAACUUGGGAAAUUAUGCUAAAUGUGUACAUCCAACAGAACUAAAAGGUCAAAAGCUCAGGCAGAUAAAAGCUGAACAGCUGUGUAGUGAAGAAGACAGACUGGAUCCUCACAGACCAGUAAUACCAAAACCUAAAGCCACCAGACCUGAAUUCGACUCUUCUCUCUGCCACAUUUACGUGUUUCCUGUACAGACACUGGACUGCAGAAAAAAAGAGUUAAACAAAGUUCCUGUUAACAUCCCUCCAGAUGUAGUUAAACUUGAUCUAUCUAACAAUAAAAUCAAGCAGCUACAGUCUAAGGAGUUUGAAGAUAUUAAUGAACUGAAAGUAUUAAACCUCAGUAGUAAUGGAAUAGUUCACAUAGACCCAGCUGCUUUUGUAGGACUCAACAAUCUGGAGGAAUUAGAUUUAUCAAACAACUCCUUGCAGAAUUUUGAAUAUGGAGUACUGGAAGACUUGUACUUUUUGAAAAUACUGUGGCUUAGAGGAAACCCUUGGAAAUGUGACUACAACAUUCAUUAUCUUUUCUACUGGUUGAAGCACCACUACAGUGUUCACUACAAUGGUUUAGAAUGUAAAAAACCUGAGGAAUACAAAGGCUGGUUUGUUGGAAAGUAUAUCAGAAGCUAUUAUGAAGAGUGUCCCAAAGGUAAGCUCUCUGUUUACCCAGAAACAUUUGAACAGGAUACAGAAGAUGAAGAAUGGGAAAGGCAUAAAGAACACCCAGUUCAAACGGCAAAGAAACAUGGAGUAAUUGUCACUGUAAUAGGUUAAUUUGUUCACUGCUACAUUCAAACGUUUGAUAUUUUUGUAAAAAAAGGCAGUUUAUAUUUUUGUUACGUGUGGUGUUUGUUCAUAAGGGAAUAUCUGCUAAAAUAUUUUUCAGUACUA